This is a messenger RNA of Mangifera indica (mango), 1492 nucleotides long. Its product is annotated as amino acid transporter AVT3C-like. Lineage: Eukaryota; Viridiplantae; Streptophyta; Magnoliopsida; Sapindales; Anacardiaceae. Gene Ontology annotation, biological process: amino acid transmembrane transport. Gene Ontology annotation, cellular component: vacuolar membrane. The coding region runs from base 114 to 1358 and encodes 414 amino acids. Gene Ontology annotation, molecular function: amino acid transmembrane transporter activity. The transcript has a single exon. The record is from RefSeq and is a predicted model, not a curated record.
AUUCAAUGCAUGAAGCCUAUAAAUUCACACAACUAGCAAACACGAAAAUUAUUUUCUUUUCUCUAAAUAUCGCUUCAAACUGUCUCAAAACUUCCAUCCUCUGAAUAACAUUAAUGGCGAAAAAGCAAGAAAGUAGUCCGUUACCGACAGAAAACACGCCACUCAUUGGCGCCGAAACCGUCCCUCUAUCCUCCCAACCCAAAACAUUCGCCAAUGUGUUCAUUGCCAUUGUUGGUGCAGGCGUUUUAGGCUUGCCUUACGCGUUUAAACGCACCGGAUGGCUCAUUAGUCUACUUUUGAUCUUUGGGGUGGCCGCCUUGACUUACUACUGCAUGAUGUUGUUGGUGUAUACCCGUCGAAAGCUUGAGUCUUUCAGUAAUGGGUUCGCAAAGAUUAAUUCUUUUGGUGAUCUUGGGUUCGCUGUGUGUGGUUCAAUUGGCCGGUUUUUGGUUGAUGUUAUGAUUAUUCUUUCUCAAGUUGGGUUUUGUAUUGGGUAUUUGAUAUUUAUUUCAAAUAGUUUAUUUAAUCUCCUUGAUCGAAAAAGUCUAUUGGGGUUAUCAGCAAAGGGAUUUUAUAUAUGGAUGUGUUUUCCUUUUCAGUUGGGGUUAAAUUCCAUAGCAACAUUAACCCAUUUGGCUCCUUUGAGUAUUUUUGCUGAUAUUGUUGAUUUAGGUGCCAUGGGUGUUGUAAUGGUGGAAGAUGUGGUUGUUCUUGCUAAGCAUAGGCCUGAAGUGCAGGCUUUUGGUGGUUGGUCUAUGCUUUUUUAUGGUAUGGGUGUGGUUCUUUAUACAUUUGAAGGGGUUGGUUUGAUUUUGCCUUUAGAGUCAGAGGCUGAAGACAAGGACAAGUUUGGGAGAACCUUAGGCUUGAGUAUGGCUUUUAUUGCAUUAAUGUAUGGAGGCUUUGGUGCAUUGGGAUAUAUUGCUUUUGGUGAUGCAACCAAGGACAUUAUAACUGCUAAUAUGGGGCCUGGAUUUCUCACUGCUUUGGUUAAUAUAGGCCUUUCAAUAAACUUGUUUUUCACUUUUCCCCUGUCCAUGAAUCCGGUCUAUGAGGUUGUCGAACGGCGGUAUUGUGGUGGGGAAUAUUGCCUUUGGAUGAGAUGGGUGUUGGUUUUCUUGGUAUGUAUGGUGGCAUUAUUUGUACCAAAUUUUGCAGAUUUCAUGUCUCUGGUUGGGAGUAGUGUGUGUGUUGGAUUAGCAUUUGUUUUGCCUGCAUUGUUUCACUUCCUGGUAUUCAAAGAAGAAAUGGAGACAAAAGAGUGGGUUUUGGACAUAGGCAUUGUUGUAUUGGGAAUUGCUCUUGCAAUCUCAGGAACUUGGUAUUCAUCGAAGGAGAUUUUAUCAGUGAAAGUAUGAAUAUCAACUGUGAACUUGGUAUACACUAGUGGGCAUUUUUUUUCCUAAUGUAUGGAGUUAACGAUGAAUAAUAUAUCAACUUUUGCUUGUCACAUUGUAUUAUUUGUUUCCUACAUUGUGAUGAGAAGUAUGAU